This is a messenger RNA of Selaginella moellendorffii, 1229 nucleotides long. RefSeq lists its product as uncharacterized. NCBI's taxonomy places the organism in Eukaryota, Viridiplantae, Streptophyta, Lycopodiopsida, Selaginellales, Selaginellaceae. The record is from RefSeq and is a predicted model, not a curated record. The transcript is spliced from 2 exons. The coding region runs from base 502 to 1011 and encodes 169 amino acids.
ACUCCUCGACCUCGACCCCGCCAGUGCGCUGCCAUACGUGCUACUCCUCAGCGUCUACACCGAGGCAGGCCGGACGGAGGAAGCAACGGCAUUGAGACGGCUCAUGAGCCGCAGGGGAGUGAUGAAGAUGGAGCCCGGCACCACUAUGAUCCUCCUCGACACCUAAGUAACGACUACCCUCCGAAACAGGCGCGGUUUAUAGUUUGCGGCCCAUAACUGACUCCAGUACUAGGGACUUCCGGCCAAGGUCGUCGGCAUGGCCAGCUCUGUGCAAGGUCAAGUCUUGGGGUGAGUCACGACACUUUAUAUGCACAUGCAUACGUCUCGUAUUGCAGGCAACCUUCCUGCUCGCCCAGUCUUAUCACUCACGUUCGAACAGCAGUUCUCUCCCACUUGGGUGUUGAUCCCGUGGAUGCGCUCGCCAAGGGAACCCUCCAGCAAAACUCCGUGGAGCUGCACGUUCACCACCACCACCACGUCUACGUGGACCAAAACCACCGAAUGCACGACGCGUUCUGGAAGGAGUACGAAGAGCUUGCCAACACCACUCUCCUGGAUAUGCUAUGGGCUAAAAACAAGCCAUGCUACGGCAAAGUUAACAUCACGUCUCCCACGCUUGAGCAACAGACUCCUGCAGAAGGAGCUCAAGCCAAUAACAAGGGCAGUGCAACUAAACAAGUGCGGCCUCACAAGCUAAAGAGGCUCUUCCCUGGGAACAAGUCAUCGCAGGGAGUAGACAAGGCUAACUUAUGCGCAACCACCAAGUCUAAAGUCUGCUGCCUCGAAGCAGCAGCGCAGGAGAGAAUUAAGAAGCUCUCUGACCUUGGAACACUGGUUAACAUUGCCAAAGCUGAUGCAAGGGGAUUUCAGACAGACACCAAAGAACCCUUUUGCCAAACGCAACCAAAUGUUCCUCAUACUUCACAACAGCACAAGAAACAUACACUCAAUGAACGUUUCCAGGCUGCCGAGGCAAGCUUUGUAGCUGCUCUCAACGUACUGACCAACUAACCAGUGCUCGACCCUCAGGCGGCUAGAGACAGGCUACGUGAACUCGUGAAGGCAUGCGUAAGACAAUAUCCGCGAAAGUUUGUGCCAGAGGAGAUUCUCAGGAAGCAGAAAGAGUUGCAAGCACUGGAAAGAAUUCAGAACCUUUUUAAUAACCAGAAUGACAACUCUACAGGGAUUUCUCUAAUGUCCACCUCUGUGGCAAGUCUACUAGAGAAAUC